AUGGCCGCGGAGCUGAGCAUGGGGCCAGAGCUGCCCACCAGCCCGCUGGCCAUGGAGUACGUCAACGACUUCGACCUGCUCAAGUUCGACGUGAAGAAAGAGCCGCUGGGGCGCGCGGAGCGUCCGGGCAGGCCCUGCACGCGCCUGCAGCCGGCCGGCUCGGUGUCCUCCACGCCGCUCAGCACGCCGUGCAGCUCCGUGCCCUCGUCGCCCAGCUUCAGCCCGACCGAGCAGAAGACCCACCUCGAGGACCUGUAUUGGAUGGCGAGUAACUACCAGCAGAUGAACCCCGAGGCGCUCAACCUAACGCCUGAGGACGCGGUGGAGGCGCUCAUCGGC
Carlito syrichta (Philippine tarsier) is the source of this 339-nucleotide messenger RNA. Its product is annotated as transcription factor MafB. NCBI's taxonomy places the organism in Eukaryota, Metazoa, Chordata, Mammalia, Primates, Tarsiidae. The record is from RefSeq and is a predicted model, not a curated record. Gene Ontology annotation, molecular function: DNA-binding transcription factor activity, RNA polymerase II-specific; RNA polymerase II cis-regulatory region sequence-specific DNA binding. The transcript has a single exon. The annotation marks the transcript as partial. Gene Ontology annotation, biological process: regulation of transcription by RNA polymerase II; regulation of myeloid cell differentiation. Gene Ontology annotation, cellular component: nucleus.